Suillus clintonianus is the source of this 1407-nucleotide messenger RNA. Its product is annotated as short-chain dehydrogenase. The transcript is spliced from 5 exons. NCBI's taxonomy places the organism in Eukaryota, Fungi, Basidiomycota, Agaricomycetes, Boletales, Suillaceae. Bases 382 to 1218 code for a protein of 278 amino acids. The record is from RefSeq and is a predicted model, not a curated record.
CUCUGAGAAAAUCGUUCACUUUAACUACCAUUUAUAUAAAUGAUGGAUUCAAGUCAAGAAUAGUACCCUUGGGACCGCACGAAUAGACCUCUCACACUCACCCCCAAGACUGAAGUUGCACAGCUACUAAGGCAUAAUGGGCAAGCAAAGCUUUUCAGGGUUUCUUCGCGAGCAAUGGACAGAACUCCCCAUCUCCACUACGGACAUCAGCGACCAGUCACUGGUCGUGGUCGGCACUAAUGUCGGGCUUGGAAACGAAGCUGCUGUGCAUUUGGCUCAGCUGAAACCCAAGAGUCUGUUGAUCACCAGCAGAGACGAAGCCAAAUGCGAACAGUCAAAAGCAGGUAUGCGUGAACACUCUGAAGCUUACCAAGGGAUUUUAUGACUUGUAUAGACGUGGAGACCCGGUCGGGCAUGACUGAUAUCGAAUCCUGGCCCCUUGAGCUAAGCUCAUUCGACUCAGUCCGUUCUUUUGUGAACAAGUUUGAGGCGAAGGGUUGUACAGCAAAUGUUCUGAUCGCCAACGCCGGCAUGUCGACAUUGAAGUACACCAAAACCCCGGAUGGCUAUGAAACCACAUUACAAGUGAAUUACUUGUCGACUGCUCUGUUGAGCAUAUUGAUGCUGCCUCACCUCAUCAAGACUGGGACUCCUGAACAUGCUUCGAGACUAGUUAUCGUGUCUAGCGAGGUUCAUUAUCAAGCCAACAGACUGACAGGGUCAGAGAAAUGGCCUAGUAUAAUCGAAAUGAUCAACGAUGAGGCGUAUUGUACCUUUAGCGUGAUGAGGAACCGAUACCACCUAUCCAAACUCCUCGAAGUGAUGUUCGUCCGUGAGCUGUCUUCUCGGCUUUCCAAACCAGCGUUGGUCGCAGUUUCAGCGGUCAAUCCCGGUUUUUGCUACUCCCGUCUUGUGCGAGAACUGGAAUCGAAUCUUUUGAUCAAGUUCGUUCUGGGCAUUGGAAGGGCAUUACUGGCUCGCACGACUGAGAUGGGUAGUCGGACACUUGUCCAUGCGGCAAUUGAGCCAGGUGAAAGGGAACGGCAUGGCCACUACCUGUCGAGUUGCGAAGUUACCGAAGAGAGCGAUUAUACUCUCAGUGCGGAAGGAAGGGAGGUGUCGAAGCGUUUGUGGCAUGAGACCCUCAAGAUCCUUGGAGACAUCGAUCCAAGAGUCAAUACAAUUGUGUCUGAGAACCUCAUUCAGGACAUAGCAUGACUUGACUGUUAUCCAUUAUAGACCGCCGUUUGUGUUCUUAUGUGUGGGCGUCGGUGGGACAAAAUUGAGGAUCUCGAAUGUUUAUAGGAAUUGCUUGAAACAGCGUGUUCAUAUAUUUAAGCAGGUAGUUCCUUGUCACCGUCGUCACUAUUUAUGUCGUCAAAAUUAGCGAGAAAAGUUCCUUCACCU